Messenger RNA from Ostrinia nubilalis (European corn borer), 4721 nucleotides. It is a transcript of the gene smo, whose product is annotated as protein smoothened. Lineage: Eukaryota; Metazoa; Arthropoda; Insecta; Lepidoptera; Crambidae. Bases 91 to 3645 code for a protein of 1184 amino acids. Gene Ontology annotation, molecular function: patched binding; transmembrane signaling receptor activity. Gene Ontology annotation, biological process: pattern specification process; commissural neuron axon guidance; central nervous system development. The record is from RefSeq and is a predicted model, not a curated record. Gene Ontology annotation, cellular component: plasma membrane; dendrite; cilium. The transcript has 18 exons.
GUUCGUGUAAGAGAAAGUGAUCAUCGAUGUUAAUAUUAUGUGUUAAAAGUGACACGAGAAUGGUUUUAUAGCAGUGCUUCCGUAAACAAGAUGAACCUAUUAGCAUGUCUCCUUUGCGCGUCCUCUGUUCUAAUGUGCCACGCGAGCCAGCUUAAUAAUGGUGGAAACAAAAAUGCAAUUUCUAUUACAAACCCUACACUCGAAGCUAUAAAUGGGACGCCAAAUUAUAGACUGCUGAAUCCUUUUAGAGCUACACCAUGGUAUCCAGAAAGAGAGAUGAAACUAGACAGCUGUGUGAGAAAAGCUCAUUGCGAGCAGCUGGAUAAGCUGACCUGUUUAGGUGCCAAACUAUCUUAUGACAAAACCAGCGUACAUCUAACUUUUUAUGAGACUCAAAAUGAAAUUCAGAUGCAGCUGGAACAGUACAAGGAGUUGAUAAAUGUGCCAAAAUGCUGGGCGGUCAUACAGCCUUUACUCUGUGCGACUUUCAUGCCAAAAUGCGAGGAGAUUCUCGGCCAAGACAUGGUGUACUUGCCUUCCUACGAGAUGUGCAAAAUCACCAUGGAACCUUGCGCUAUACUGUACAAUACCUCAUAUUUUCCGUCCUUUUUGAAAUGCAAUUCUACACUGUUUCCGUCUCGAUGCGAUAACGCUGGGAGAGAGAUGAAGUUUAAUACGACUGGGAAAUGUUUGCCACCACUUAUACAUACCAAUAAGCAGUUACAUUUUUAUGAAGGGAUGUCGGGUUGUGGGUUGCCGUGCCGUGAUCCUCUGUACACCGAAGACGAGCAUCAGCAGAUACACCGACUAGUGGCCUGGUGCGCGUGCACUUGCUUGGCCCUCAACUUGCUGACGGUGGCGACCUUCCUUAUAGAUUGGCGGAGCUCUAACAAAUAUCCCGCACUUGUUAUUUUUUACAUCAACGUGUGCUUUGCUGUUGCAUCGAUGGGAUGGCUCGUACAGUUUGGCGUUGGGUCUAGAGACGACAUAGUUUGCUCAAAAGAUGGGACCAGGCGGCAAGGAGAACCUUCUGCUGAAGAAAAUUUGUCGUGUGUUGUUGUUUUUGUAUUGGUAUACUACUUCAUGAUGGCAGCUUGUGUGUGGUUUGUUAUAUUCACAUACGCAUGGCACAUGAGUUUUCGAGCAUUAGGCAAAAUCCAAGACAGAAUAGACAAAAAAGCGGCAUACUUCCACCUAGUGGCGUGGUCUCUCCCGCUAAUCUUGACGAUCGCGACCAUGGCCUUCGGCGAGGUGGAUGGCAGCAGCGUGACAGGGAUAUGUUUUGUGGGAUACGUCAACCAUCCGAUGCGGGCUGCUUUGUUAUUGGCACCGCUGUCGGUGGUUCUGGUGCUUGGAGGAUACUUCUUAUUGAGAGGUAUGUUCUCCUUGAUAGCGGUGCGCGUUUCCAGUAAGGACGUGAUAUCGCCCCGCGCCGCCAACAAGAUCCGCCAGACCAUCACGCGCUGCUCCAUAACGGCCACCUUGGUCGCCGUGUUCAUCUGCGUCACCUUCGCCUGCCAUAUCUACGAGUUCAGGAAUGCUGACCUUUGGAAAGAUUCGUUUAAGAAGAAUAUUAUAUGUCGUCUAGAAGCCCUAAAGGACAGCAGUAAGGAGUGCUUGGGCGACGUGCGUCCUUCAGUGUCAGUGCUACAACUACGGCUGCUGUGCUGCUUCGCGGCCGGCGCGCUCAUGGCCACCUGGACCUGGACGCCCGCCGCCGCCGCCGCCUGGCGCCGCUACCUGGCCCGGAAGUUUGGGUGCUCAGUGGAGGCGGAGGUGACGCGGCGCGCGCGCAAACACGAGCUCAUCGCGCGCGCCUACCGUCGUCGCGGCGAGUUCGCGGCGCGAGGGCGGCUGUCCAUAUCGCUGGGAGGCAGUCGGCAAGACCCCGUCGGGCUGUGUCUGGACCAUACCUCGCCUAUUGACUACCCGGACGACGCCAAGCAUGAGAGUCAAUCGCCCGCGCAUCGCCGCUGCGGAGAGUUCGCGGCGCGCGGACGACUGUCCAUAUCGCUGGGAGGCAGCCGGCAAGACCCCGUCGGGCUGUGUCUGGACCACACCUCGCCUAUCGACUACCCGGACGACGCCAAGCAUGAGAGAUUAGUCUUUGUAGAUAGACUGAGCGAGUCGUUAAUUGAGCGCGCCUACCGUCGUCGCGGAGAGUUCGCGGCGCGCGGACGACUGUCCAUAUCGCUGGGAGGCAGCCGGCAAGACCCGGUCGGGCUGUGUCUGGACCACACCUCGCCUAUUGACUACCCGGACGACGCCAAGCAUGAGAGAAAACGCACGAGUCAAUCGCCCGCGCAUCGCCGCUGCGGAGAGUUCGCGGCGAGAGGUCGACUGUCCAUAUCACUGGGAGGCAGCCGGCAAGACCCCGUCGGGCUGUGUCUGGACCACACCUCGCCUAUCGACUACCCGGACGACGCCAAGCAUGAGAGAAAACGCACGAGUCAAUCGCCCGCGUAUUGCCGCCGCGGAGAGUUCGCGGCGCGCGGACGACUGUCCAUAUCGCUGGGAGGCAGCCGGCAAGACCCCGUCGGGCUGUGUCUGGACCACACCUCGCCUAUUGACUACCCGGACGACGCCAAGCAUGAGAGUCAAUCGCCCGCGCAUCGCCGCUGCGGAGAGUUCGCGGCGCGAGGGCGACUGUCCAUAUCGCUGGGAGGCAGCCGGCAAGACCCGGUCGGGCUGUGUCUGGACCACACCUCGCCUAUCGACUACCCGGACGACGCCAAGCAUGAGAGAAAACGCACGAGUCAAUCGCCCGCGCAUCGCCGCUGCGGAGAGUUCGCGGCGCGAGGACGACUGUCCAUAUCGCUGGGAGGCAGCCGGCAAGACCCCGUCGGGCUGUGUCUGGACCACACCUCGCCUAUUGACUACCCGGACGACGCCAAGCAUGAGAGAAAACGCACGAGUCAAUCGCCCGCGUAUUGCCGCCGCGGAGAGUUCGCGGCGCUCGGACGACUGUCCAUAUCGCUGGGAGGCAGCCGGCAAGACCCCGUCGGGCUCUGUCUGGACCACACCUCGCCUAUCGACUACCCGGACGACGCCAAGCAUGAGAGUUUUAACGGGGGAAGAAAACGCACGAGUCAAUCGCCCGCGCAUCGCCGCCGCGGAGAGUUCGCGGCGCGCGGACGACUGUCCAUAUCGUUGGGAGGCAGCCGGCAAGACCUCGUCGGGCUGUGUCUGGACCACACCUCGCCUAUUGACUACCCGGACGACGCCAAGCAUGAGAGUUUGUGUUUCCGCAGCGCGGAGCUGUCGUCGUCGUGGGCGGCCAACCUGCCGCGCUUCGUGCGCCGCCGCGACGCGCUCGUGCUGCCGGCGCACCACCACUCGCUGAGCUCCACGCCCGACCGCCGCAACUCACAGGAUUCGCAGAUCAGCAUCAGCCUGCGCCACGUCUCCGUCGAGUCCCGACGCAACUCCCUCGACAGCCAACUUUCAGUAAAAAUCGCGGAAAUGAAAACAAAAGUCGGCCGCCGCCGCACCAAACACACUAAAGCCAAGCGCAAGGCCCGCGCCGCCAGCGCUCGCAAAGAGAGCACCCCCUCCAUCGAGAGCCAGAUCAGCCGCUACUGGCUCCAGGCCGUCGCGGCCAACAACGAUCCGUCCCGGGAGGAGGUAAAGUUCAGUUUUGAUUGAUUCUAAAUACGAACGUGUAUUAUUUUCGGUUUCAAUUGCUACUCUAUCGCAGCUCCUUACAAAUAUCAGCGCGAUACCGACGAUGCUGAAUCGAAUGAUUGCAUAUCAUUGAACUGAAUAGAACGUGCGCGUGCGCAAAUCGAAUCGAGUCGUUUACCUUUAAUACUAUUUAUUUUAAUUUAGCGUGUAGGUUUACCAGUUCAAAUUAGUAUGUCCAAAGGUAUUUAUCCAUGUGAUAAGUUUUUAUUGUCAGAAUACAAUUUGACACGUGCGAGUGUUGUUAACAACUUUGUUUGUUGUUGUAUAUCAUUUUUAGGAACAAAAGACUGAUCAGAAUCUCUUGGAACUGUAUUAUCUCCCGUCGCGAUGUUUAAAGAUCCAUGACAAUCUCAAAGUUUUGUGAUAUUAUGUGUAACCUCAAUCAUAAUUUUAAUUGUGCCAUAAAGUUGUUGUGUGGUAUGAUAACUGACAGAAAUAAAUCAGAUUCGACUGAUAUUUUCGUAGCUACUAAGAUGUAAUUUUGCUAUAAGAUUUUAGAUAUAAUUAUCUAUACAUAAUGGCAAGCUAUUUUGAUUGUUUUACGGAUUAGCUAACUGUUGUUAUAUUAUGAUUGCAUUGAAAAGAUAGUGCAUAAACUGUAUUUGUUAAAUCAAUGAUUAGUUCCACUCUUGUGAGUGGAGAUACUUUGAUGUUAGCAAGCUGUCUCGUACAAAAAUGAGACGUGACAUCAUUUAUGUUGUUAAAACAAAAUGUACAAGAUAGGUUGUGAUGCAAUUGAAUUACAUAUACUUAUUGUGAGUAGGUUGUUACGAGGCUAUUGUGAUGAUGAAAUACAUAUUUUUAAUAAGUAGUGGACACUUUUUUGCAAUGUAUUGUUGAACGAUAUAUAGUAGCAGACUGUUUGUUAUAAAUCUGUAAAUGAUAUUAUCGAUCAAUGCAAAAGACUUACUGCAUUUUAUAAAUUAACUAUUGUAAGUUUGCUAGCUUUAAAAAUCGGCGUUUUUUACGAAUAUUUUGUUUUAUUACAUACCAAUAAUCUACUUAACUUUAUACAUAAUAAAUUCUGAUUUGGUAUA